Molecule: messenger RNA, 2195 nt
Organism: Ipomoea triloba (trilobed morning glory)
Lineage: Eukaryota; Viridiplantae; Streptophyta; Magnoliopsida; Solanales; Convolvulaceae
Product: ATP-dependent DNA helicase Q-like 1
Exons: 10
Coding region: 10-1992 (660 amino acids)
Biological process (GO): double-strand break repair via homologous recombination
Cellular component (GO): chromosome; nucleus; cytoplasm
Molecular function (GO): 3'-5' DNA helicase activity; ATP binding; four-way junction helicase activity
Source: RefSeq, a predicted model, not a curated record
GCGAAGAAAAUGAAAGCGCGGGAAAAUGCUCGGCGUCAGCCACCGCGUAGACGGACCCGGAAAGCCGAAAUCAACGAUCCGGUACCGGAACCCGAACCCCAUGAGGGCCCGGAUAUGGAGGUGGAGAAAGCAAGGCUGAUCAGCUUAGCUCUUGAGUUCGGAUUCGAUGAAGACUCCGCCAGAAAGUGCUUGGAUGGCCUAAUUCAACUCUACGGUGAGGAUGGAAAGGAAUUCAUAACCGUGGAACACUUCGGCGACGAUUUUCUUACGGCGUUGGCCGAUUCACUUGAGGACACGGAGGAUUGGGAGCAAGCCGUUGAAUUGGAGGCUUGUGGGACUUUGGCCGAUAUAUUGGAUAAGAAUUAUGAAGCUGAAAAUGAUGGAAAUACGCCUUGCUACAUUUUAGAGGAUUCACCAGAGGGUAAAGGGAGAAUGAAUCCGGUUCUGUUGGUUUCUUCCAGUGACAGUGAAGAUAUGGAUUUUGAAAAACCUAGCAAGAGCAAUACCCCACUUACUCCUGCAUUUGGCAUGAAUGCCCGGCCUUCAUCCUCUGCAUUUGGCCGUGAUAGGAGUGAUGAAGGUGUCGCUUCAAGUUCACAUAGACAUCCUCCACGAUCUACGGAAUGUGCAAGCACAGUGACUCAAAGUUCAAUUUCAUCUCUAUCCAGUAAAAUGAGGCCCUCCUGGGCAUCAAAGAGUGAAGAUGUAACUCUAACAUAUGAAGAGCUGCAGCGGUUGGAUGACAUUGAGUUGGCAAAUGUGGUGGUAUUUGGAAACCAAAGUUUCAGACCUUUGCAACAUCAAGCUUGUCAAGCUUCUCUGCAAAAGCGUGAUUGCUUUGUUCUUAUGCCAACUGGAGGUGGUAAAAGUCUGUGCUACCAGCUUCCUGCAAUUCUGCAACCUGGUGUUACAGUUGUAGUGUCACCAUUACUGUCUCUCAUUCAAGACCAGAUAAUCACAUUAACUCAAAAGUUUGGAAUACCAGCAACCUUUUUGAAUUCUCAGCAAAGUUCUUCACAAUCGGCUGCUGUAUUGCAAGAAUUAAGGAAAGAUAAACCCUCAUGUAAACUCCUGUAUGUAACUCCUGAGAGGAUAGCAGGAAACUUAACAUUUCAAGAGGUGCUAAGUUCUCUCCAUAGAAAGGGGCAAUUAGCUGGGUUUGUUGUUGAUGAAGCCCAUUGUGUAAGCCAAUGGGGACAUGAUUUCCGGCCAGAUUAUAGAGUUUUAGGUUGCCUCAAGCGGAACUUCCCAAGUGUUCCAGUGAUGGCAUUAACUGCUACAGCAACCCGCACAGUGCGUGAAGAUGUCUUGAGUGCCUUAAAUAUUCCCCAUGCUCUUGUCCUUGAGACAAGUUUUGAUAGAUCAAAUUUAAAAUAUGAGGUGAUUGCAAAGAGCAAGGAGCCACUCAAGCAGCUUGGAGAACUAUUGGUCAAUAGAUUCAAGAAUCUUUCUGGAAUUGUUUACUGUCUUUCAAAAAGCGAGUGUGUGGAUGUCUCAAAAUUUUUGAAUGACAAAUAUAAGAUUAAAACAACAUAUUAUCAUGCUGGAAUGUCAGCACGUCAGAGGGUUACAGCUCAAAGGAGGUGGCACUCUGGAGAAAUUGAUGUUGUGUGUGCCACUAUUGCUUUUGGGAUGGGAAUAGAUAAACCUGAUGUUCGGUUCGUUGUUCACAAUACAAUGUCCAAAUCAAUAGAAAGUUAUUAUCAGGAAGCAGGAAGGGCUGGGAGAGAUAACCUCCCUGCCACAUGUGUUGUUUUAUAUCAGAAGAAGGAUUUCAGUCGAGUGGUGUGCAUGUUAAGAAGCGGACAAGGAUACAAAAAGCAAAGCUUGAAGUUGGCCAUGGAUCAAGCUCGGAAAAUGCAGAAGUACUGUGAACUAAAGGACGAAUGCCGUAGAUGUGCAUUGGUCGGACACUUUGGAGAGUUGAUUAACCGUAGUUCCUGCAGAAAUGGUCCCAGUCCUUGUGAUAACUGUCUCAAGUUUUCCUCUUGAAGUUUUAUGGAUUCCUGCCUUUGGGAAUAUUUGGCCAAGAAUGGAGUUUUGCCAGAAGAGUCAAGUUAUCCAAAUUUGGAGUGUGGUAACUUGCAUUGUUAAUUUUGUCACUUAAGCAUAAUGUUCCUCCUGCUUAUUCUCUGACUGGAUUCAUGCGGUUUUUAAAGAUAUUUUUUUAAAUAAUAAUAAUCGCAGUUUUAUCA